Messenger RNA from Frankliniella occidentalis (western flower thrips), 3561 nucleotides. RefSeq lists its product as uncharacterized. Gene Ontology annotation, molecular function: cysteine-type deubiquitinase activity. Gene Ontology annotation, biological process: protein deubiquitination. Lineage: Eukaryota; Metazoa; Arthropoda; Insecta; Thysanoptera; Thripidae. The record is from RefSeq and is a predicted model, not a curated record. The coding region runs from base 131 to 3175 and encodes 1014 amino acids. The transcript has 3 exons.
GGGCCGGGCCGGGCCGCCGGGCCGGGCGCAGUCAGAGUCAAGCCGCCCUCCCCGCGCGUGUGCUCGGCGGUGCGUGCGCCGGCGUUGGUGACGUCUAGUUGUCUAGUGCGUGUCAGUGACGGACGGCGGCAUGGGCAGUGAACAGGAGGACGGCCGUGCUCCUGCUCCCGGCGAGCCGGAGGACAAGGUGCCCGUCAAACGAGAGACACCAGAGGCCGGCGGCGAGGUUUGGCUAGACAAACGGCGCGAGCUUCGCGACGGCCUCGCGGACGCCGACGACGGCGGCCUCCGCCCGAUCACCGUACGUGAGGAUUGCCAUCAUGACAAGGUGUGGGCUGGCGUCGUCAACAACUGGUUCAACGACACCCGGCUGACCGGCGUCGACGAGGACGGCGCCCGCGACGGCCCCAUGGAGGUGCACGCGGCCGCGGAGGGCCCCCACCGCACCAUGGCCGCCGUGGAGGUAGCCCCCCUCAUCGCCGAGCAGCCCCUGCCUGGUGACUACACCGACGAGUACGGCGCCGUGUACAGGACCGUGCCCAAGGACGGCAACUGCGUCUUCCGCGCGCUCGCGGAGCGACUGUUCGACGGCGAGAAGCACCACCCGGUGGUGCGCCACGGCGUCGCGAGCCAUGUCGUCGACAACUGGCCGGGCUACGCCCCGCUGACGCGCUUCACCGACCCGGACACGUACCUCCGGUUCAUGGAGCUGGAGGGCUCGCCCGGCGGCGCGACGGAGUUGCGUGCGGCCGCCGAGGCCUUCUACCGCACCGUGGCCGUCGUACACGACGGCGUGCUCGAGGUGGUCGCCCUGAGGAACGACGCCGACCCCAUCGUCCUGCGCCGGACAGGAGCGCCGCCCACGGUGCUCUACGACCCGUGCGUCACCCUGCCGGCCGGCGGCUGGAAGGGCGGCGAAGACGACUUAGCCAAGCUGGACUCCAGUAAAAAUCAGGUAACACCGGCCCUGGCUGAUGCGAACUCUGAGCGCGCGCAGCUAAACGAGGAGGUGUAUGACGACAACUCGCGCGGAUGCACUUCCGACUCUGAAGGCAGCCUGAGCCUGAGCGAGGCUGCCGAGCAUCACGAUGUCGGGGGAGAUGUGGCUGCACGGCGGCGAGGUGCCAGGCGCGCCGCCAAACUACUGGCGAGGGAAAGGCUGAGGGAACUGCGAGACUUUGAGCAGUUCGCGGACCCGCCAGGCAGAGCUGAGAUCGGCGAGUCGCCGGAGGGGCGGGCGGACGAACCGGAAACGGAUGGCCUGGAAACACACACGGUCUGGAUAGCAGAGGAAAUCGACUUGGUUGACAUUGCCGAGGAGCAAGAGCUGACGGACCAGUUGUCGGUGGGGCUCGACGAAGCCAAGGACAUGUUGUCAGAGGGGUCGGACGAUGAUUGUUGCAUCUUGGAAGACGCAGGCAGUGUCUCUCAGAGCAGCGGUCCCGCCCAGCAGCUCCCGCCUGGUACCCACAUUGACGAGUACGGCGCCCGGUACAAGGCCGUGCGCAAGGACAGCAACUGCGUCUUCCGUGCGCUCGCGGACCGGCUGUUGGGCGGGGAGGAGCACCACCAGCAGGUGAGGUGCGCCGUCGUCAACCACGUCCUCAAGUACUGGACGCCCGCGUACAGGCGGCUGACGAGCUUCCCCGACCCGGACGCCUACCGCCGCCACAUGAUGCUGACCGGCAGGGGCGACGCCGUGGAGGCGCGCGCGGCCGCGGAGGCCUUCAACCGCACCGUGGCCGUCGUGCAGGACGGCGUGCUCCGCCAAGUCACCUUGUGCCGCGGCCCCGACCCCAUCGUCCUGCGGAGGGCCGGGCAGGUGGGCGCGGAGCACUACGACGUGUGCGUCAGUCUGCCACCAAGGGGCUGGCAUGGCGGCCGAGCCGACCUCAGGCGAGUGUGGAAGCAGCCCGUCGAAAUUCCCGUAGAUCUAGUCUCAGACUCAGACAGUGACGAUGACGAUGUGGAGGAACCGCACGGGGUGUUCGGAAUAGGCCCCGACGUCUUGCUCGCCAACAACAGGGAGACGGCCUCUCAACCUCCCAGACGCUCCAGACCGCCCAGGGCAAGCCCUCCUCUGCCAUUCGUGGCAGAGAGCGCCGACACGGCUAAAACACAAAGUACUUUAGUAUGUACUUUGUGGGCUAAAAUUCAGCAAGAGAUUCAGCGCGAGCGUUCGGCUAGGCUGAGAGGAGCGCCCCCGGUCAGGAACCGCUGGGGUCGGCCGUGGGAGACUCCAGAGCAACGCGAAGAGAGGCUGAGUAGAGCCCGUGAAAGGGCGAGAAGGCGGCGACUUCAAAAAGACGAGGCCGACCGCCGCCUCCGCCAAGAGAGCGAGACUUCGGAACAGAGCGAGGCCAGUAGACCAUCAUCCCACUACUGCGGAAGUAAACGCACUUCCAUACCGGAUCACCGAGAGUACAUGCGGAUUAAAAUGCGCGAAUACAGGCGGCGGAAGAAGCUCGAAAUGGAGGCUGCGUCCCCGGAAGAGCGCGAGGCCUGGCGGGAACGUGAGCGCCGUCAGCGCGCUCUGAGACGGCGCCGACGGCGCUGCUUGGAAGAAUCCGAGACUCCCGAGCAGCGCGCCGCCAGAGAAAGGCUGAGGAAGAUGAGCGAAAGUCGAGCAAUCCGCAUGCAAACGGAGACGGCGGAGGAGCGCGAGGAGAGGCUGAGGAAGGUCCGCGAGUACCGGCGUAAAAGAGACUACGAGAAUCCCGAGCAGUGCGCCGCAAGGCGGAAGAGGGCUCUCGAGUACCAACUGAGUCGCCUGGCAAAGGAGACGCCGGAAGAGCACAGAGAAAGGCUGAGGAAGAUGAGCGAAAGUCGAGCAAUCCGCAUGCAAACGGAGACGGCGGAGGAGCGCGAGGAGAGGUUGAGGAAGGUCCGCGAGUACCAGCGUAAAAGAUACUACGAGAAUCCCGAGCAGUGCACCGCAAGGCGGAAGAGGGCUCUCGAGUACCAACUGAAUCGCCUGGCAAAGGAGACGCCGGAAGAGCACAGAGAAAGGCUGAGGAAGAUGCGCGAACGUCGAGAACUUCGCAAGCGAACGGAGGAGGAGCGCGGGGUCGCACGCGGCAAGAGAGAGAAGAGCGUGGAAGAAAAAGAAGAGCAAGAUGAUAAUGAAGAGCUGCCUGCUGAGCCCUGCAGCGGGGCGUUGGGGAGCAAUGAAUGAGACAACCAUGAAUGAGACAACCAUGAAUGAGACAACAAUGAAUGAGACAACCACGAAUGAGACAACCAUGAAUGAGACUACCAUGAAUGAGACAACCGAACACCAAAGCAGGAGUACUGAGUGAUCUCCUGCAAGUCGCAUCCACCUGGCGAGGAUGUCGGCGCCUGCUGAGUGGGUCCUUAUCGUCAAUAUCGGGCUGGAUGGAUAAAGGCACACAAUACUGAAACCCCGGGGGUGUCAGACGGGACGGCUGACUGGCCUUGACAGGCCGCCAUAUCCAUAUACUCGUCGGGGACCGCAGUGCAUGUGCAGACAAGAAGUGCACCCGUACUUAAAAUUCAGCUUCUGCUGAUUUUCUCUGUGAUAUAUCAUGAAACUAAAGGAGC